Durusdinium trenchii is the source of this 854-nucleotide messenger RNA. The record is from the annotation of a GenBank genome assembly. Lineage: Eukaryota; Dinophyceae; Suessiales; Symbiodiniaceae.
UUCAAACUCUCCUUCGCAAAGGUAGCCAGAAAGCUCGCCAUGGCAGAUCCAGGUAUGGCCCGGGUCACCGGCCUCAAUAAGUACAAGCUCGUAUUCCUCGGAGAGCAAGCCGUGGGAAAGACGUCAGUUAUCACUCGGUUUAUGUACGACACCUUUGACAACAACUACCAGGCGACCAUCGGUAUUGAUUUCUUGAGCAAAACUAUGUAUUUGGAGGACAGAACGGUGAGGCUUCAACUUUGGGACACUGCAGGGCAGGAGCGCUUUCGCAGCCUUAUCCCAAGCUACAUUCGGGAUUCCUCCGGAGCAAUUGUGGUGUAUGACAUCACCAACAGAGCGUCCUUCCUCAACACAUCAAAGUGGAUUGAGGACGUCCGAAGCGAAAGGGGCAACGAUGUUGUCAUCACUCUGGUUGGCAACAAGACAGAUUUAGCCGACAGACGGCAAGUAUCUACGGAAGAAGGUGAAGAGAAGGCGAAGGAGAAUGGUGUAAUGUUCACAGAGACAAGUGCCAAGAUGGGCACCAACAUCAAGAAUCUCUUCAGACAGCUGGCACAGGCUUUGCCAGGACAGGAUGAGGCUCCCAACGUUGAUGUAGCAACGCAGCCAACUGUUGUACUUGAUGGCGCAGCCAUGUCUUCAGACAGCAAGACGAACUGCUCUUGUUGACAACCAGGAUGCCAUCAUGCAGGCGCUGGCGCAACUAUGCCAUCAAUACCAGGACUGCCAGUGCCGCUCAGUGCGGUGCAGCGUGCCAGGCGGCUGACAUUCCUGUGGCCUGAGAGCAUGAACAAAAAGGUCCAUUGCAGCUAAGGACGGACAAUUGGGCUAACUUGAACGUUCUUGUGUGACUC